AUGAAGCUCGAGGAUAGGAUAAUACCUCGUUGCAUAACACUAACGGGUUUUAACAAUGCAGUAGAGCGGACAUCUGGAGAAAUAACACUACCAGUCCUAGCUGGGGGAGUCACGCUGGAAACUACAUUCCACGUCAUGGACCAGGAAACCGCUUAUAAUGCCAUCAUAGGACGCCCAUGGAUACCCGCCAUGCGAGCCAUCCCCUCAAGCUUCUAUCAGGUAAUCAAGUUUCCCACCCCGUGGGGAAUUUUUGGCAUUCGAGGCGAGCCGCGUACCGCCCAGGAGCGCUACCGAAUUUCCCAAGAUUACACACAUACCAAGCAGUUAAAAGGGGCUAACGCGGAAGCAUAG
Molecule: messenger RNA, 351 nt
Organism: Nicotiana attenuata
Lineage: Eukaryota; Viridiplantae; Streptophyta; Magnoliopsida; Solanales; Solanaceae
Exons: 1
Coding region: 1-351 (116 amino acids)
Source: RefSeq, a predicted model, not a curated record